Messenger RNA from Penicillium taxi, 258 nucleotides. RefSeq lists its product as uncharacterized. NCBI's taxonomy places the organism in Eukaryota, Fungi, Ascomycota, Eurotiomycetes, Eurotiales, Aspergillaceae. Bases 1 to 258 code for a protein of 85 amino acids. The record is from RefSeq and is a predicted model, not a curated record. The transcript is spliced from 2 exons.
AUGUCUGACACUGCUGGAAGCACCACCCUCGACGCCCCCCGCACCAUCGGCGGCCGUCGUGACAAGUACUUCCAGGAUGAGAUCUCCAAGCAGGGUGGCCCCAGUGUCGCCAAUGGUGGCCUCAUCAUGCCAGGUUUGGUCCAGGAAGAGGGUGACAAGGCUGCCCUGAAGAUCAAGGUUCACCUGAACCUCCACGCCAAGGUUCGCCUCGACCUUGAUGCGAAGAUCUACGGUGAUGUUGUCAUUGGUCUGCUUUAA